CUGUUGUAAACAUUGCCAACUUGCCAAGACCAACAUCAAGAGCAAGGGGCGCGUCCUGGCUGUGCUCGCCGCCCUAUGAAUUCUGCCAAUCACGUACAGUGUUUAGCUCGCAAUAUCUGCCGAUCACUAGCAGUUUAUUUGCUCUGACGUUAUGGCAUGUGGAGGCUGGGAAGGAAGUGUAGAUUCUAGCCAGCUUGAAGCCCGACUUCGUGCGGGAUUGGAGGCCGAUCGUCGAUACACAGUAGAAAAUGCAGCCAAACUACGGGCUAUUCAUUCUGCUCCAACCUAUGAAGAGUUUCGGCAGCUUGUUCUUGGUGCCCAUCUAAAACCUCUGGACAGAAAUGAGAAAAAUAAGGGCAAACCUUCCAUAUGGAAUUCCUUCGCAUCAACAGGAACUAAGAAGACAAAUAAGCCUCCACCACAAGACAUGGAAAACUCUGUUUAUCCAACUGAUGUUCAUUAUGAUGUCAACAACCCUCCAACCACUUCAGAAGGGCUUGUACAGUUAUGGGAGCGACUUGAUCUAGCUGAGCGACUUGAGCUACUUCGUAAUUUGUCACCUCAAGCAACGGAAAAAUUGGCAGGAGGCUUGGUGGCUGGUGGACUCUUAGGGGAUGCCAUCACCACACUUUUGGCCUUCACACCAACUGUUAGUGAUGUAGUCAUGGUUGUUAAUAUGCUCCAUGCACUUACUUUAGCUAAAAGAUUUAGUUUGAGUGUUACCCUGGUGUGUGGAGAGGAACGGUGGGCAUGGGGCCGCUUGUUGGAGAAGCUGCAGCUGGCCCUCUCAGAGCGGCCUCAAGACCUGGCUGAGAUGAACGUCACUGAAUGGACUCUGGCUCAGCUGAAGCUCAAGUUUAAUCUCUAGAAUAUGUAGUUAUAUUUUGAACACUAAAUGUAAUAACCAGUGUUAUAUGUUUUAACAAAUGGAUCUUUCUCAUAUCUGUUCAAUAUUAUAUGUAUUUUUUUAUAUUCAGCUUUUCUGAAGGUGCAUUUGUUUUUCAUAUAAAUAUCUAUUUCCAUUAUAAUAAUGGAGACUGCCAUAUAUGCAGUAUUAAUUAUAAGGAAUCUCUUUUAUAUAAAUAUUUCUUGUACUUUUAUAAGGCUCUAAUUACUUUCAUGAAAUUUAAUUUAGUUCUUUAGUGUUUGAAUUCUUCUAUCAUUAUUAACAUCAAUAUUUUAGAACAUUGAGAAAAUGAUGAAUAACUUGCCAAGACCACUUAUGCUCAGCAAACAAAAACUGCUUUAGUUCUCAUUAUGAUGGACAUCUUUCCUAACAGUUUAUUUUGUUCUCAAAAUUUUGGUUUUGUGAUGUUACAAAAUUAAUGUAGUUGUUACAGAUAAGAAAUUUUUGGGAAGCACUAAAGCAUGUGGUGAAAUGGCUUAUAAGAAUACCAGGUGGAUAUGGUCCUUGAUGAGAUACAUGCUGAUAGGAUUGGUGAAUACUGACAUUUGACAACUGAAGUUGUGGUCAGAAGAAUCUCAGUUUACUACAAAGCCUUUUUAGUAAUUUAGAUUAAAGAAAACACCAUAGUAAGCAAUUUAUGUAAAAGAUAGCAUUUGUUGCAUUGUGGUGUUAUGUUUGCAAUUCAUUUGACUACAGUUAUCUUACUGUUUUCAGUUUGUCCUCCUCUCUUGCAGUCAAAGUAAUGGAAGUAUUGAGCAAGAGCUUGUAAUGGAAGCUUUACUAAAGUAGGUCAAGAUAGCCCAAAUGAAGAGGAGGGACACAUCACACUUGGAAUGACAGAAGUAUGAAAGUGAAAAUAAUGCUCUUCAUGCUGAUCAUCAGGUAGCUCAUUUAUGAACGUCCUCAGUAUGUUAAGGAUUGUCACUUUUUCAUUAUCAUGUUAAUGUGCAUUAGCAUUUAGUUGACUAAAGGCAUUCAUGUUAAACAUGCCAUGUUUCUGUGUCUGCUAUGAUGAAAUACAUCCCUGACAAACUGAUCCAUCAUGAGGCCUCCACCAAGUACUACCUCUAGGUCUUCGGAUGUGGCUAAUACAAGCAUAGGCAUGGAUCUGGUGGUCCAGUAAGUGGCCAGCAUGUUAUGUGAAAGACCUCUUUGUCUGGUUGGAAGAAAUGAAAGUUAACCAGUAUUGUUUAUAUAAGAAAUUUCAGUAAUAUACAUUAAUACUAUCAUACUUUUUCUUUCUACCAAAAAAUCAGAUCAUUCACAAUGAUUGAUAUCUGGUCACAGGUUUUUGUAUCAUCAGUAUCACGCAUAGUUAUUAUUAUUAUUAUUAUUAUUAUUAUUAUGAUCAAUUAUUAUUAUUAUUAUAAUUAUUUUUUCAUUUAUAUUUAUAUUACUGUAUGGUGCUCUUAGCUAUGUGUAGCAAAAAAUCACAGAAGCAGCCAUGUUUUACAUAUAAAUAUUAUUCAGGCAUCAGAUCCAAGUCAUAAAUUUCAAUAUACAGUUAAGAUUUUCUUGCUGCAACUUCCCAACAAUGUUCAUUAUCAUUCAGCCACAAAGACUAAAGGAAUUGUAAUCCUGUGCAAUAGCUGAGUUGUCAUGCAUUGAUAGUAAAUCCAAGUAUUUUAUUAGAUACACUGCAACAAAUAUUAAUACAAGGAAAAUUGUGCCUCAUAAGGAUGCACACACAAACAAAAAUGUGGCUUGGUACAGGGAUGAUAUCACUGGUCUAUAAGAUAGUUGUCUCAAUGUUUUCUGUUACAUUAAAAACUCUCUUCAAACACUGAUGGAUGCAAGUAGCAUGCUUAACAUACGUUACAUAUAACUAUUGAGAUUCUCUCUCUCUCUCUCUCUCUCUCUCUCUCUCUCUCUCUCUCUCUCUCUCUCUCUCUCUCUCUCUCUCUCUCUCUCUCUCUCUCUCUCUCUCUCUCUCUCUCUCUCUUAUACGAACAGCCCAAAGCAGUCAUGAGUAGAUACUGAAGAUGGUGUCCAAAACUACAAUGCUAUGAAUAUUGGUGGCACUGUGGCAUGUACAAGCAACCCACAGUUGGUGAUGACACCAAAUAGUCCAUGUAAAAAUAUUCAUCACAAACAGUACUUAACUUUUUGCUUGUAGAAACCAUUUAUUACUUACAUGUAUAUGUAUAUAACUGUAUAACUAGCUGUUUCCUGCACUUGUUGGGUUGUGUAAGAAUCAUAUGUAGAAAACUAUAAAAUUUAAGUGCAGGCUGCCUAUAUCUAACAGCUGGUUGCAGAUCAUUUGAGGAUUAUUCAAUUGACUUACAAUUGAUUUGAAGUGGAUCACAAUUCUAUAUUCCAUUUCAUCUCCCUCUGUUUAUACCUCACUAUCCACUAUAAUGUAAUAACAUACCAUGCAUCACCUUACAUUCUGCCUGUGACAGUGGUGUCUCCCAGGAGGAGCAACAGAAAGGCUAGUUUGCAGUGUCAGUAUACUACAGUAUCUAUGUUAUUAAGUGUUAGAUCUGUCUGUCUGUCUGCAUAUCCUGCUUUUUCACAAUAGUGGGUUAAGAAAAAGCUGUUUAUGUUACUAAAGACUAAUCCAAUAUCAAUUCAAUACUUCCAUAAAAGACAGACAUCAUAAUCAACAUGUUAAAUGCACAGGCUAAGAAUAAUUUUAGUAUGAAUAAUUUCUGAGCUGGCAAGUCAGCACCUGCAACAUAAAAGUACUACAGAAAUACUGCAGAUUAUGUUACUGUAACAUAGAAUAAGAAUAAUAUCAAUGUCCAGUUAUGUAUUUUCACUUAUAAUACAUAUGAUGUAUUUAGUAUAUACUUAAUUCUGUGGAAUGUUAUUUCAUCUUAAAAAGAGAUGAAAAUAUUCAAACCAGAAAAGUUGGAAAUCCAGAACACUUUCAUUCCCAAAUAUUCUGAUUUAGUGAAGGCACUCUUAUGCUUACAUGCUUGUAAAUUAUUAACUAGAAAAUGGUGUGUCAGUUUAAAGAUAAGAAAAAAAUAACAGAAAUCUCAAAUUACAAUAAAUGGAUACAUUUUAAGUAAGAAGUAUCCCUGGGGACUAGCACUUACUACAGUACAGGAGUAUACUUACUGAGGGCAGAGUAGGAUUGCUUUAGGAUGUACUGGUUAUGCAGUAUGUUUUCAGUGCUAGUAGUAUGUGCAGGAAAAUGUUUGAAUUUCUUUGGGAAAUCUGUUGCAGUUGGCUGUCAAUAAUGGGAAUUAAAAGUCAGAAAUAUAGAAAUGCAAAUGUACUUUCCAUUUAUAACAAGAAUAACUUUGGUCAAGCUGAUAAUUAAUUGUGUAGGUAGGCAUCCCAAAUUUACAAAGCUGAAUAAUUUUUUACAGAUUGUUUCUUGUUAAGAAAAGUUCAGUGCAAUGUGAAAAUGUCUAAUUCUGACAUGAGUGCUUUAUGUAAAUGUGAUUUGAUGUACAUUGUACAUCAUAUAUGUAGAAUUUUGUAAUACCAAGCUUGCAGUUUAGGCUGAAAAUCCUGCAGUGAAGUUUGCAUAUAAUUACUAUUGGAAAUAUUAGUCAGAUGAUAGUACAUAAAUUCAAGACAAUAAGACACCACAUUUUAUAGUUGUUGCAAACAAAUCAUUUAUGCCUCUCUGCUUGUAAUGUACAAAUUACUUUAAAUUGCAUGAAUGCAAUCAUAUAUUUUCAUGAAUUUUAAUCCAAAAGUAAUUGCCACAUUGUAAUUGCCACAUUGCAGUUUAUUAGAAUGUGUAGUUAUGUCAUCAAGAACAAUUUGUAACUGCUAAUUUUUUCACCAAAGGUAUUUUCUCUUAUGAUACUGUAAUGUAGUAUUACCUGCUUUAUAAAUGGGCAUUUUCUAUUAAUGCUAAUUAUUUUUUAUUGAAUUAAUUCAUAUUAUUCUCAUUAUCAUUAUUUACUAAAUGGUGAAGUUUUAAUUUCAAGACUAGAAUUUAAAUCUUGUGGUUAAGAAAUGCUAAUGUCCAAAGUUUCCUCUGCUAUUACUUUUUUGCACAUAUGAUGACAAUCAACUAACUAGCUAUUUCAUGUGACUAGCUAUUGCACAACAUGGAUUCAUAUCAACUUUAACUAUGAAAUGAUUAUCAUAGAAAUUAAAUAUAUUACAGUCAUGGCAUUAGCAUAUAUGUUAUUUUCUAUACAUGCUAAUAAUUAUGUAACACACACACACACACACACACACACACACACACACACACACACACACACACACACACACACACAAGCGUAAAGCCCAGGCCCUCUAAAAUUACAACUAGGUAAAUACACACACACACACACACACACACACACACACACACACACACACACACACACACACACACAGUUUCUUUCUCAGGGUAUUUUAGUGGAUCUGACACAGUCCAGUAAAUUCUUUGUGUAUAAGGGAGAAUUGGCUCAGGUUAUAUUUGCUUUAAAAUAAAAUAAGAUCACUGAAGUUAUAUUUGGUCUGCUUUAGGAUUGUCAUACUGAUUAGACAAACAAAAAUCCUUCUAAGACUUGAUACAUUCAUAAAAUUGCAGACCAGAGUGAAGGUAGGAUGCUUUUAGACAAACAAUUGAUGUAAAGGAACAAAUUUUCUCUGAAGCUGUGCAGCUACCAAUAUAUAUUGUAUAUAAGAACAACAACAAUAAUAAUAAUAAUAAUAAUAAUAAUAAUAAUAAUAAUAAUAAUAGAUAGUAGUAAUGUUGGUAUUAAAGUAUAUCUGAUUACAAUCAUGAAACAGCUAACCCUGAAAGGGUGUUGCUGCAAAUAACACUCAUGAGUACUUGUGAAGCUAAAUACUGAUCCACAAAGAAAAUUGCAAACAAGGCAGCACUUAGUUCCUUAUCAUCAGAAAACAGAAAAACUGCUCUUAACUCCCAUCUUCAUGUUACUAAAAUAAAGUUGCUUUAUCCACACAUAAAUACAAGACACACAUAACAUUCAAACUCAUUCCUCUCAUUCACAAGUAAGCUGAUCUUUAUUCCUUCAGUCCACUGCUCUUCUCCAGGAUAUGAGGGGGAGUCCAUGAUCAUUCUCUGUUUUGGAUGAAGGUGACAGGAGUCUUGACUGAUUUGAUGCUCAAACCAAAUAACAUGAACAUAAAAUAUCAGUUUUUGUAUUUAAGUUAUCUUAUUUGACUUCAACUAGCACAGGCUAACACUAGAACACCCUCACCAUAUUGUCCAUAGAGUCCAAGCUACACCAAAGUUAUGAACAUUUUAUAAUUAUGAGGCAUGUGUGUGAUGGGACUAUAUAUACAGUAUAUAUAUUAUGGUUUAGCUAUUUUUCUGGAUAUCACUUUUUAUAUUUACAUGAAUUACAGUAGUAUCAUUAGUCACUAUUCUAUUUUUCCUUCAUUUAAUAUUUUUCUUAGAUUUCAUGUACAACGUGAGCUUUAAUCUAUUUUGUUCAUUCCUUGGUGUAUAGAAUAGUACUUCUUUACUUAUGUGUUUUAAUAAAAAAGUCAGAUCA
Messenger RNA from Portunus trituberculatus (swimming crab), 6330 nucleotides. Its product is annotated as coiled-coil domain-containing protein 103-like. The transcript is spliced from 5 exons. Bases 152 to 868 code for a protein of 238 amino acids. Gene Ontology annotation, cellular component: outer dynein arm. Gene Ontology annotation, biological process: determination of left/right symmetry; epithelial cilium movement involved in extracellular fluid movement; inner dynein arm assembly. Lineage: Eukaryota; Metazoa; Arthropoda; Malacostraca; Decapoda; Portunidae. The record is from RefSeq and is a predicted model, not a curated record.